This is a messenger RNA of Arabidopsis thaliana (thale cress), 1227 nucleotides long. It is a transcript of the gene PP2-B15, whose product is annotated as phloem protein 2-B15. The coding region runs from base 148 to 1017 and encodes 289 amino acids. NCBI's taxonomy places the organism in Eukaryota, Viridiplantae, Streptophyta, Magnoliopsida, Brassicales, Brassicaceae. The transcript has 3 exons. The record is from RefSeq and is marked reviewed.
AAAAUAGUAACUACUAGGACGCUUAUAUUUACGACUCAUCAUCGGUCAUGUAUUUCUUCUACAAAAAAAAACACUAAAUAAAACAGAGCCAUAGUUUCAUUAAUAAUCUUCUCUCGCUUUCUCUCUUUACUUUAAUUCUGAAGAAGGAUGAUGUUACCAGAAGCAUGCGUGGCGACUAUCCUCUCAUUUACAACUCCGGCUGACACAAUCUCGUCGGCGGCUGUCUCAUCAGUUUUCCGAGUCGCCGGAGACUCUGACUUUGUGUGGGAGAAGUUUUUACCGACCGAUUACUGCCACGUCAUCUCUAGAUCGACUGAUCCUCACCGAAUUUUCUCUUCUAAAAAGGAGCUUUAUCGAUGUCUCUGUGAAUCAAUUCUCAUCGAUAAUGGCAGAAAGAUUUUCAAGAUCGAGAAGCUUUCAGGGAAAAUAUCGUAUAUUUUGUCGUCAAGAGAUCUUUCCAUAACUUGGAGCGAUCAAAGACAUUACUGGUCUUGGAGCCCACGAUCAGAUUCAAGGUUUUCCGAAGGAGUCCAACUUAUAAUGACAGAUUGGUUAGAAAUCAUCGGAAAAAUCCAAACCGGAGCUUUAUCGCCGAACACAAACUACGGAGCUUAUCUGAUUAUGAAAGUAACGUCACGUGCCUAUGGACUAGACCUAGUUCCGGCAGAGACAUCGAUAAAAGUGGGAAAUGGUGAAAAGAAAAUAAAGUCAACUUAUCUAAGUUGCUUGGAUAACAAGAAACAACAAAUGGAACGUGUGUUUUACGGACAAAGAGAACAGAGGAUGGCGACGCAUGAGGUUGUCCGAAGUCAUCGGAGGGAGCCAGAGGUGAGAGACGAUGGGUGGAUGGAGAUAGAGCUGGGAGAGUUCGAGACAGGAUCAGGAGAAGGUGAUGACGACAAGGAGGUUGUUAUGAGUCUGACUGAAGUUAAAGGUUAUCAAUUGAAGGGUGGAAUUGCCAUUGAUGGGAUUGAAGUAAGGCCUAAACCCCUAAAAGUGAGGGCCGGGACCAACUAAAAGAUGAGUGCCAAAUUUUGUGUUUACCGGAUAAUGUGUUUGGUUUGGGUAAAAAAAUGUAAGAUGAGAAAACUGUUUUGGUGGGUUGGUAAUAACUCUAAUCGAGUUAUACAUUAUUAAUUUAUAAUACAUUAGAGUAGAUAGUAGUUUCUUUUGUUUGACAUUUAUUUGAUAACAUUCUGAAAAUUGAUUAAUAUCCGUUAGGUAUCA